AUGCCGGUUACAACUCCAGUGCCGACAUUGCCAUGGAACUACAUUGCAAAGUUGGUUUGCAUUGGUGAUUCUGGGACUGGCAAGUCCAGCUUGACUGUUCGACUGUGUGAAGGACGCUUCUCCGCCACCCACGAUGUUACCAUUGGCGUCGAGUUCGGGUCUCGAAUUGUGCCCGUCGGUCCUCCAGCCAACGCAUCUCUGGGCAUUGGGGCUCCCAGCGGCAUUGCUUCACGCACCGACCCUAGUCAGCAGAAGAAGAUGAAAUUAUCAUUAUGGGAUACGGCAGGUCAAGAAACAUACAAGAGCAUAACUAGGAGCUACUUCCGAGGCGCGUCGGGUGCGUUGUUGGUUUUUGACAUAACAAGACGGAGCAGUUUUGAGUCUGUAACGUCAUGGCUAAAUGACUUGCGGCAGAUUGCGGAAGAGGGCAUCGUGGUGAUACUCGUGGGGAACAAAUCCGAUCUGGCAAAUCAGAGCGUCGAUAUCGAAGGCAAGACGAAGCGUGCUGUGACAAGAGAAGAGGCAGAGGACUGGUGUCGGCGGGAAAACGUGGUUAAAUAUGUCGAAACCAGCGCCAAAAACGGAGAGGGCGUCGAAAGGGCUUUUCUCGAAGUGGCAGAGAGGAUUUAUCAGAACAUCGAGGCUGGCAAGUACGAUCUGAAUGAUCGAAGAAGUGGAGUGAAGGGCUAUGGCACUGGUACUGGAAGAAAUGAUACCAAAGGUGCUCCAAAGACGGUCAACCUCACCAUGAAUGAUGCUGUCAAAGGCAACGGAAGAAAUUGUUGUUGA
Molecule: messenger RNA, 789 nt
Organism: Exophiala mesophila
Lineage: Eukaryota; Fungi; Ascomycota; Eurotiomycetes; Chaetothyriales; Herpotrichiellaceae
Exons: 2
Coding region: 1-789 (262 amino acids)
Biological process (GO): regulation of endocytosis
Cellular component (GO): endosome
Molecular function (GO): GTPase activity; GTP binding
Source: RefSeq, a predicted model, not a curated record